Molecule: messenger RNA, 535 nt
Organism: Balaenoptera musculus (blue whale)
Lineage: Eukaryota; Metazoa; Chordata; Mammalia; Artiodactyla; Balaenopteridae
Product: ral guanine nucleotide dissociation stimulator-like
Exons: 3
Coding region: 212-535 (107 amino acids)
Source: RefSeq, a predicted model, not a curated record
CACCGCCAAUUCUACUCGUGAAGCCAGAACCUUUAUUCUCCUGAGGGCACUCCUGCCCCACCUCUUGCCACAAGUCCCUGAGGCUUGGGGAUUCCAUCUCAGCUGCAGCCCCAGCCCUCCUGGUGUCCUUGGUGCUGCCUCUGACUCAUGUCCCUGCUCUGUUCCACCCCAGGGGGAAAACGUGUCCACAGGGGACAGGAAUGAGACCUGCAUGGUGUGGAGCGUCCAGGCGGGCAGGCUGGAGAAGCUGGUGGGAAACCUGGUGCCUGCCUUCCUGGGCAGGGACCCCUCCGACCUCCCCACAUUCCUGGGCUCCUACAGGGCUUUCCCUACCACCCAGCAGAUGCUGGAGCUUCCCUUCACAAGAUAUGGAUGCAUCCUCCCUUACUCUGAUGAGGACGGUGGACCCCUGCACCAGCUGAAAAUGUCCCUCACUCUGGGGAAGGAGCCUGUACAUUGUGAGUUGCUAACUGAAGAGGCCCCCGUGGCCUGGCACCAAGGGAGACCAGCAGACAGAGGAGCACCUGGGUCCUGA